AUGGUGGUUCUGAGCAGCGGUCGGGCUAUCAAGGACGUCUUGGAUAAAAACGGCCUCGCAACCAGUGAUCGUUUCCAGCCGUAUACCCUUCUUCAUGCAGAGGGGAUAUACCAAAUAUUUGACCCCGCUAGUUCACAUCGGUGGAAAGCAAUGCGUAAAGCAACACACACGCUCCUAGCACCUGAGGCACUGCGAAGCUAUUGGGGUUCCCAACAAACUGAGUAUUUACGAUUACUCCACGAUGUCCUUGAAUCGCCUGAGGACAUCUUUACCCACAUCAAGCGCACCACCGCAUCCAUAAUGACAACCCUGAUCUACGGCAAAUCCAUUCCCCAUUACGCAGGCAGUAAAGCGGAAUUAUUCUUCGAAGGAACAAAAUGCAUCAAUGAAUUGCUUGCGCCUUUUGACCAUCCACCUCUUGAUUUCUUCCCCAUCUUGAGGCACGUUCCGGAGCGUUGGGCCCCAUGGAAGAUGCUAAGCAAGAAGACAAAGCGAAUCCGUGAUGCAUUUGACCAAGACAUAUUCCUCCAAUGUGAAGAGGCCGUCCAAGCGGGCAAGCGGGCAGGGUGUUUUGUGGAGAAUGUACUAGAAACGAAAGUUGAGCUUGGAGUGAAUCGUGAUGAGGUCAGAGCAAUGGGCCGAGUUCUGCUGGAUGCUGGCACCGAGACUUCUGCCUCGUUUCUUCAUUCAUUCGUUAUGGCGAUGGCAUGCUAUCCGGAAGUUCAGUCUAAGGCACAAGCUGAAAUAGAUCAAGUGCUCCGCAAUGAUCAGCUUCCUUUAUUAGAAGAUUACGACGACCUUCCAUAUCUUCAAGCGCUUAUCAAAGAGGCGAGUAACUUCCAUCGGUCUAGUCACCGCUCCUACAUGGUUUCCAAUUACCGCAGCUCCAUCGAUUCAGACCUAUAA
Molecule: messenger RNA, 906 nt
Organism: Pleurotus ostreatus (oyster mushroom)
Lineage: Eukaryota; Fungi; Basidiomycota; Agaricomycetes; Agaricales; Pleurotaceae
Exons: 4
Coding region: 1-906 (301 amino acids)
Molecular function (GO): iron ion binding; heme binding; monooxygenase activity
Source: RefSeq, a predicted model, not a curated record